GCUCAGUCCUCGUCCGGCAGUCGGCGCCCGCGAUGUUCCCUGCGAUGGAGGCGCUCUACGAGACGGACGCCCGGCGGCUGGACAAGUUCAUCUUCGACCACCUCCAGCCCGACCAGGAGUUCUUGAACCGCGUGAGCGACGCCAUCCGCAUCAUCUGCGAGUUCCUGCGGGAGAACUGCUUCCGAGACGCGCCCCAGUCCCGGGUGCUGAAGGUGGUCAAGGGAGGCUCAUCGGGGAAAGGCACUGCUCUGAAAGGGGUUUCGGAUGCCGAUCUUGUGGUGUUUCUCAGCACCUUCAAGACAUACAAGGACCAGGAACUAAACCGGAGGGAGAUCAUCCAGGAGAUUCAGAAGAGGCUGGAAGAAUUCAGGAACAAACAACAAAAGAAUAUUGAUGUAAUUUUUGAGCCAACCAAGUGGGAGAACCCACGUGUGCUCAGCUUCAAGCUCCGCUCUUAUGCUGACAAUGAUUCCAUUGAGUUCGAUGUGCUGCCAGCCUUCGAUGCUCUUGGUGCGUACGCUUGCAUGAGGGAUUGGGUCUCCUUCCCGCCUGGAACUGAGGGUGGUGGUGGCAACGUCUGA
This is a messenger RNA of Gekko japonicus, 581 nucleotides long. RefSeq names its product 2'-5'-oligoadenylate synthase 1-like. The transcript is spliced from 2 exons. Gene Ontology annotation, molecular function: 2'-5'-oligoadenylate synthetase activity; double-stranded RNA binding. Bases 33 to 581 code for a protein of 182 amino acids. NCBI's taxonomy places the organism in Eukaryota, Metazoa, Chordata, Lepidosauria, Squamata, Gekkonidae. Gene Ontology annotation, cellular component: membrane; nucleoplasm; cytosol. The record is from RefSeq and is a predicted model, not a curated record. Gene Ontology annotation, biological process: negative regulation of viral genome replication; regulation of ribonuclease activity; defense response to virus.